Messenger RNA from Volvox carteri f. nagariensis, 5628 nucleotides. RefSeq lists its product as uncharacterized. Gene Ontology annotation, cellular component: endoplasmic reticulum; membrane; cell periphery. Gene Ontology annotation, biological process: sphingolipid catabolic process; ceramide biosynthetic process. The record is from RefSeq and is a predicted model, not a curated record. Lineage: Eukaryota; Viridiplantae; Chlorophyta; Chlorophyceae; Chlamydomonadales; Volvocaceae. The transcript is spliced from 17 exons. Gene Ontology annotation, molecular function: glycerophospholipase activity. The coding region runs from base 1 to 5628 and encodes 1875 amino acids.
AUGUCUGGAGUUAAGUCUCGUCAUCGUGAUAAUGGAAACGCGGGCUUUUUCUCGCGAAUAUGGACCUCCGACAUUUUGGACUGUGUUGUUGCUUUCCUUCCGCCAAACGUUGUUGCGUGUACCAUCCGCCUUGUGAACAAGCUUGCUGCGGAGCAAUUUAAGCGGUACUCCACCACGCGGCUGUCGCAGCUUGUACCUUGCCACGCCUUCCGACGCCGUUGGGCCGAUCCCUCUUCAUUACGCACCAUGACUUACGAGGAACGGAUGCGCUUCCUGUGCCUGGUAGCGUCCAGCGGGAGUAUUUACAACCUAAAAGUGGCAAUGCAGAGCACUGGUCUCCAACUGCAUUCGCGAAUACUUUGCGCCGCUGCCAAAGCGGGGCGCAUCGACCUAUGCGCCUGGCUUGUCGACGAGGGCUGCCCAAGCGACGCGAUGGGUUUAGGUGACGCCGUGGGAUAUUCUCAAAGCAAGGAUUUGUUUCAUUUUAUUUUCAGCGACGGCAUCUUCUUCGACAUUCACGUUAUUGCUGACGACGAUGAGUCCUACGGAAACAACGCGGACGGCUUCGUCGCGGCGAUUUGGGCCGCCCUCUGUGCCGCAGCCCGCAAUGGACAUGAUGACUUCUUUCGGUGGCUUCUGCAGCAGCUGCCGCAAAUCCCUCGGCUGUCUGCUCACAGCGACAGCUUCGGUAUAUUUGAACCCGCCGACCUGUUUGAAGCCGUGGCGGAGGGCUGCAAACUGUCUACUCUGAAGUGGUUAAGCCGGCGGAAGAGACUGCCGCCGCUCUGGAUGGGUCCCAACGGCACGGGCUGUCUAACGGCCGUACGAAUGCUGCUGGAGCUAGGCCCCACCUCCGUGGUAGCGGCAGCACUGGAGGCCGCCAACGCGGGGCACUUGCACGUGCUACAGGCCCUCCACGCCUUCAGACACUUAGCACAGGAUGCAGCCGAGGAUGGAGAGCCGGAAAAGUGGCUCUUACAUGAAGCUUUGGUAGGGGGGCACUUGCAGGUAGUGGCGUGGCUUGUGGAGGUCCUAGGGGUCGACGUUCGUAAUGACGCGGAUUUGGAUUUAAUGUUGGCGGCUGCCAAGUCGGGCAGCUUGGAUAUGGUCGUGUGGCUUCACGAGCGUGGCUGCCCCUGGCAUGUCGACGGCUUCAUGAACGCGGUCAAGGUGGGCAAUACGGCAGUGCUGGAGUACAUGGCAGAGAAUGGCUGCCCCGUGCCGCAGUGCGGCACCCCCUACGUGCACGCGGUUCGAGUCAACGAUUUGAGCGUCAUGCGCUGCCUGCGGCGGCUUGGAGUUCAAUGGCAUCCUCGAGGCCGUACCUUCACGGCGUGCGUCAAGGUGGGGCGUGGUCUCUGGGACCCGGCGGUCGGUCGCGUCAAGGACGCCGCACCGUACAUCCAGACCAAGCGGCUAUUUUAUUGCAUUGUGCUUGGUGCCUCAUACCUGCAAGCAAAGGUUACGGGGGUGAGGCGGAGCUGGACACCGCAGUUGCACAGCAUGGCAGACGCAUCGACGGUGCCCCGCUACCAAGCGACAGCCGCUGUGAACACGAGGCAUACAUUCAACGAAGCACAUGAGCAUGGAAACGGCGCCUGGGACGACCUGAAGCACGACAUAACACCGUCUCCACCUCCGCGUUCCCUGGAGCCCUUGACACGUGGCUCAGCCGGCGUCCGUUCGUCGUUGCUGUCGAUGGGACAGACGUCGCCGCCGCCGCCCAACACCACCUUUGUGUCGUACGAGGCGGAGAUUACACUUCCGGCGGCACUAGCAGCCGGAACCAGCCUGCCGGCAGUUCCUGGGGCGGUACUGCAUUUGUCGUACAACUUCCUAACGGUCACGUUGCGCUUCCAGCUCAGCUCGCCGUACGGUACUUGUACGGCCCAGGGCGCUCAUUCGACGCUGUCUGCUGUCGUCGCGGCGGCAUUUGGCCUCCCGCCGUCCAACGUGACCACCACGAGCUGCAAGUUGGACCAAGCCAUAUCCCUGGAAAGCUUCGGCACGGCGGUCUUCCGUACGCUGUACGGCAGCGGCAGCGGCGGCGCUACCGGCGUGUUGACAGGCCUGUGUCCCGGGGAAACGGACACGUCCUUGGCGGUUCCUGGCGCCCUGGUUCGUGGCGUGUCGACGGCAGACAGUAGCUUUACGGGCUGCCAGGCCUUUGUUGCCGUACUGCUGGCGGCGAUGGAGCCCCUCACCGUCAGCGCCGCCUCCUCGACCGGGCCGUCGCUGUCGGUGGCGCUGACACAAGCCAGCUGCCGUGCCACGUUGUACGGCCGCACCGCGAGCUCGUUGCCGCCGCCACCGCCGUCGCCGUUGCCUCCAGCACUGCUGGCGGCGAGGCCGACGGCUGACGGUGGCGGCGCAGCUGCCGAUAUGAUGCCAGACGGCGACGGCAGCGGCGGUGCUAGCAGUAGCGGCCGGGCCAGCGUCAGUAACGGCUACAGCAAUAAAUCGGUGGCGGCGAUCGCGGCACCGGCCGCGGUCGGCGGCGUGGUGGUCCUGGUAGUUCUGGUCGUACUGCUGUUGUGCUGCUACCGCCGCCGCCGCCGGGAGCUCGUGACGGAGGUUGAGGCGGCGGGGACCGCUGUCGACGGAGGUAAGGACACUGUGGCGGAGGUACGGACGCCGCCGGCGGCAGCGGCAGCGGCGGAGCUGACCCCGCCAACCCCAAAGAUCAGCGGCAGGUCGUGGCUUUGGCGGUCGCUGUUUGGCCGACGCAGCAGCGGCAGUAGCGGCGGCAGUUUCAGUGGGAGGGGAGGAAGUUGGCGGGGAACUCGCGUCGCGCCGAAUGAGCUGAAAGGGCGGCCUUUGGAAGAUACUGGUGAAGGGGAUGACGGUGUCGUACCAACUCGCCGAGUUCGGAGCGUCGACUCGGAUGCGCUGUUGUCGGCGUCAGCGGCGUCGCUGCCGUCGUCGCCGCCGCGGAGUUCGGCGGAGGACACGGCGCGGAGGACUGGGACAGGGAUAGGGGUUCCGUCGAGCCAGUUGCCGCCGCUACCGCCGCCGCCGCCACCGGGGCAAGUGCCCCAAGAACCGAUGCUGUUGGUGUUGCCUCCGACAACGACUAGUGCGGACAGCUGCGACGGCGCCAGACGCUGCGACGGCGGCCAUAUACGUGCUAACAACUACGGCGGCGGCGGCAUUGCCAGCGGCGGCGGUAGUGGUGACGACGCCGGGAACGGGGGAUUAUUCAGUACUGUGAUGGAGUCCGGCGGGUCGGGACCUGGCCUUCCGUCAGUACGGAAGCCGGAGCCAGCUGCCCUCGAAACGGAGAUGGAGAGGGUGUCGGAAGCAUCCGCGGCGACAACGGCGGCGGCGGCGGUAAAGGAGACGGCCGCGGUGGCUGAGACCGAGCCGUCAACGCCGUUGCCGGCGGCGGCGGCGAUCAAGGCGCCAGCGGCCAUCGAGGCGGAGCUGCAGAGGGCGUCGGCGGCGACGGCAGCGGCGCCGUUGGCAGAUGCGUCUUCGCUGACGGCGCCGGCGGAGCCGAUGAUGCUAGUGGCGGCGGCGCCCGCCGCCAGUGCGUCGCCAUCGAUGCUAGGAGCUGAUGUGGGGGCAGGAGGCCCGGCGGCGGCGGCGGCAGGAUUGGAUAGCCCAUCAGGGCCGCCGCUAGCGCCAGCCUCCCCGGCGGUGACGUCAUCACACAUGACUCUUGUAUCUGGCGCUGGGCCCCGGCUUCCCCUCCUUCCGCCCAUUGGGGGCAACCUGGAGCAUUUGCCGCAGCUUGGCCCUGCUCUGGCGCCGCGCUCCCUGCCCGUACGAAAUGUACUGCCGAUUGUUAUACCCCAUCAUCCGUACAGCUCCCAUAACCAUGACAGCUCCGCCGCCUCUGUCUCUAGCCCCACCGCCGUCGCCGCCGCUGCCGCCGCUUCGGAAGCGGGUGGCGAUGGCGGCAGCGGCGGCAAAGACAUCCUUUCCGGGCGGUUACCGUCGCCGGCGGUCCGGCGGUCGCUGCUGCCUUCUUUGGCAACUACAGUGCCGCUAGCGGCCGGUUCACUGGAUGUUGCCAAAGCAGGCAGCCCCUUUGCCGGGCCGCUAUCGUUGGGGCAGCAGCGCACUGGCUGCGCCGAUGCUCGCGGCAGGGAGGGCGGCGGCGGCGUGGCCGCGCCCUUGACGGAGCCGCCGCCGCCGACCGCCAACGGUGGUAGCCUAAGAGGCGGCGACGGCGCCGCAGCCAGCGGCGGCGGCGACGCCCCUGCCGACGGCAAUAAUUCGGCUGUACGGCAGUUGCUCAGACCGGGCGAUGGCGGGGCUUCGGGCGACAUAGGCGAUGGCGGCGAUGGCGGCGCGGCAGCCAGCGGCGGCGGCGACGCCCCUGCCGACGGCAAUAAUUCGGCUGUACGGCAGUUGCUCAGACCGGGCGAUGGCGGGGCUUCGGGCGACAUAGGCGAUGGCGGCGAUCGCGGCGCGGCAGCCAGCGGCGGCGGCGACACCCCUGCCGGCGGCAAUAAUUCGGCUGUACGGCAGUUGCUCAGACCGGGCGAUGGCGGGGCUUCGGGCGACAUAGGCGAUGGCGGCGAUGGCGGCGCGGCAGCCAGCGGCGGCGGCGACGCCCCUGCCGACGGCAGUAGUUCGGCUGUACGGCAGUUGCUCAGACCGGGCGAUGGCGGGGCUUCGGGCGACAUAGGCGAUGGCGGCGAUCGCGGCGCGGCAGCCAGCGGCGGCGGCGACGCCCCUGCCUGCGGCAGUAAUUCGGCUGUACGGCAGUUGCUCAGACCUGGCGAUGGCGGGGCUUCGGGCGACGGAGGUGAUGACGGCGCCACAGCCAGUGGCGGCGGCGACGCCCCUGCCUGCGGCGGUAAUUCGGCUAUACGGCAGUUCCACAGGCCCGGCGUUGGCGGCUUAUCAUCAAGCGAUCUGCAGGGGGACGAUGACGUGGCGGCGGCGGCAACAGGCGCCGGUGCCAGAACUGCUGACUGGAAUCCGCUGUUGGCGGCUCGUAACUUCAAACGACCUGACGGCGAUGGCGACGGCGGGGAGGAGCUGGGAGGGGAUUCGGACUCCAGAGCGAAACCGCCGCCCGCCAAAGACCUGGCAGCGCCGUCACCACCUCCCGGUGCUGCAGCCCGUGCGAUGAAGUAUGGGGCCGGAAUUGCCCCGGAGGCUGCUCUUGCUGAGUCAUCGGUUUCGGUGGCGGAAUCUGAGUUGCCGUCAUCAUCACCGUUACCUGCCGCCUCGCCAGCAGCCACACCGCCGGCCGCCGCCGCCGCCGCCGCUGGCCGGCAGUUCAAGUUUGGUGGGAUGGCGGACGGCAAAGAUCCAGACGAUGUCGACGGUGGCUUGGAUUCGGGUUCCAACGACGAGGAGGAGCUGAACGGCAUGGCGGAUGGCGCCGGCGGUGUCGAGGGGCAAAAGGAGCAGCGCACCCGCCUCCGCGCUCUUCGCCCCGCCGCAGCCCGCCACGGCGGCGGCUCUCUGGCUCCGGACGAGGCCCUGGGGUCUGUGGACCUGAUGCAGUUGCAGCUGGAGAGGCGGCGGAAGGCCCAACUCGAGCAGAUGCGCAACAAGGCCGCGUGGGGGGUUGCCGCCGGCGGGGGCGGGGAGGAGCAGCUGGAUCAUAAAGAACAAGAGCGAGGGGAUGGACUGAGCAGCGUGCAGCCUGUGGCGGAGCCGCUGUAG